Microtus ochrogaster (prairie vole) is the source of this 1158-nucleotide messenger RNA. RefSeq names its product intraflagellar transport 22 (gene Ift22). NCBI's taxonomy places the organism in Eukaryota, Metazoa, Chordata, Mammalia, Rodentia, Cricetidae. The record is from RefSeq and is a predicted model, not a curated record.
CAGCCAAUCGGAGCGUGUGGCCCUUCUGGCUGACGCGGCGGGAUCCAGCGUGCUUUGGCGGUGGGCUUCCGCGGGUUCUCGAUAACGGACAGCGAUGCUGAAGGCCAAGAUUCUCUUCGUGGGGCCCUGCGAGAGUGGCAAAACAGUGUUGGCCAACUUUCUGACCGAAUCUUCAGACAUCACUGAAUACAACCCAACCCAAGGUGUGAGGAUCCUAGAGUUUGAGAACCCACAUGUCACCAGCAACAACAAAGGCACAGGCUGUGAAUUUGAGCUCUGGGACUGCGGUGGCGAUUCAAAGUUUGAGUCCUGCUGGCCAGCCCUGAUGAAGGAUGCCCAUGGAGUGGUGAUUGUCUUCAAUGCUGAUAUCCCAAGCCACCUAAAGGAAAUCGAAAUGUGGUAUUCUUGCUUUGUCCAGCAGCAGUUCCUCCAAGACAGUCACUGCAUGCUCGUGGCCCACCACAAACCAGGUUCUGGAGGUGACAAGGGCAGCCUGGCUUUGUCUCCCCCCUUGAACAAGCUGAAGCUGGUGCACUCAAACCUGGAGGAAGACCCCGAGGAGGUCCGAGUGGAAUUCAUCAAGUAUUUAAAAAGCAUCAUCAACUCCAUGUCGGAGAGCAGAGACCGCGAGGAGAUGCUCAUCAUCACCUAGUGCCCUGUGCCACCACCUCCCAGACGAUGCUGACUUCCCCAGGCAGAGCUGACACCCCACCCAGCUGCUGACAUGCCCUUCUCCCUGUGGCUAUAGACGCAUUCCUUAUCUGCUAGAAGGUGCCAGUAAGAGUCAGGCAUGGUGGCGCAGGCCUGUGAUCCCAGCUCGUGGGAGGCUGAGGUAAGAGAGCUGAGAAUUCAAGGCCAGCCUGGGCUACAGUUGAAGCCCUUAUCGCAACCCCUCUCCAGAAACAAGAAGCUACCCUGCCUCUCUGUCUCGGCUGUCACACCAUAAACACAUCCUUCCAGCAACCUUCUUGGUGCUGUUUUCAGGUUGAGCUGUUUGUUGGUGGUUAAGGGAAUGAAAUGGCUGGGAGCGGAGAGAUGAUGUGAUCUCUGAUGUCCCUGAGAGCAAAAAGGAUGUGGUGUUUCUUACAGAGAACCCAGCUAGAGCUGCUGCUUCCGGACUUGACAGCAGUGCUGUGUGCUAUAAAGGAAUCAACAGCA